AUGUCUCUCGCGAAGACAGAUUAUAUGAGCGAUACCUGGAAAGACGGUAUCUUUGCCAACAAGGUUGUCUUUUGCACAGGAGGUGCAGGAACUAUUUGCAGUGCCCAAGUGCGUGCUCUAGUUCAUCUUGGUGCCAAUGCCUGCAUCAUCGGUCGCAAUGUCGAAAAGACCGAACGUGCAGCCAAAGAUAUUGCCACGGCACGCUCCGGAGCCAAGGUCAUCGGCAUCGGUGCUGUUGAUGUUCGCAAGUACGAUGACCUGAAGAAGGCAGUUGAUCGCUGUGUGAAAGAGCUCGGUGGCAUUGACUUUGUGAUUGCUGGCGCUGCGGGCAACUUUCUUGCCUCGAUCGAGCAGCUUUCAGUGAACGCAUUCAAGUCAGUCAUGGAUAUUGACGUGAUCGGCUCUUAUAACACGCUGAAGGCCACUCUACCUCACCUGAUCGAGUCCGGCGGCAAGCAUCGCAUUGAUUCAGAGACCCUCAAGCCAGCCCCUGGUGGUACGGGUGGUAGAAUCAUCUUCGUCAGUGCCACCCUUCACUAUCGGGGCACACCGUUCCAGGCACACGUUUCCGUCGCCAAGGCUGGUAUCGACGCUCUGUCUAAUACCGUUGCCAUCGAGUAUGGACCUCGGGGCAUGACUUCAAACAUUAUUGCUCCCGGUCCUAUCGGUUCCACAGAGGGCUUGGACCGUCUCCUCCCAUCUGAUACCAAGGCGGCCUACACCAAGGCACAGCCGCUGGGUCGUGUUGGACACGUUCGUGAUAUUGCCGACGCGACCAUCUACCUCUUCUCCGAUACUGGCAGUUAUGUCACAGGACAGACUUUGGUUGUGGAUGGUGCCAGCUGGCGGAUGUCCGCUGGUUCGGCGGGCAACGGCAAGGUCCAAUACCCCGACAUCCUUCUCUCUGGUCAAGAAAUUGCCAACGUGACGGGCAAGAAGGCGAGCUCAAAGCUUUGA
Molecule: messenger RNA, 957 nt
Organism: Penicillium oxalicum
Lineage: Eukaryota; Fungi; Ascomycota; Eurotiomycetes; Eurotiales; Aspergillaceae
Product: SDR family oxidoreductase
Exons: 6
Coding region: 1-957 (318 amino acids)
Biological process (GO): fatty acid catabolic process
Molecular function (GO): 2,4-dienoyl-CoA reductase (NADPH) activity
Source: RefSeq, a predicted model, not a curated record